AUGGCCACUUCCACCUCAUCCUCCCCUCCUCCUCUCCCCCUCGCACCGCCACCCCCACCCCCGCCCCGCCCGCGCCUCUCCUUCCCUCUCCCUCCGCCGCCUCCUACGCCUGCCACCACCGCCGCCCAUGGCCCCGUGCCCCGCCUACGCCUCCCGCCCCGCGGGGCCGACCCGCGCGCCGCGCACGCCGUCGCCGCCAAGUCCGGCGCCGCCGCCCUGUCGGACGCGCGCCUCGCCAACGCCGUCAUGUGCGGGUACCUCCGCGCGGGCCGCCUCGCCGACGCGCGGGAGGUCUUCGACCGGAUGCCCACCCGCGACGCCGCCUCAUACAGCGCGCUCAUCUCGGGCCACGCGCGGCUGGGGUCCCCCGUCUCCGCGGCCGAGUCCCUCUUCCGCCGCAUGCGCCUCGCGGAGCUCGCCCCCACGGAGUACACCUUCGUCGGCCUCCUCACCGCCUGCAUCCGCAGGGCCAACCCGCGGUUCGGGACCCAGGUCCACGCGCUCGCCGCCAAGCACCAACACCUCCUCGCCAACACGCUCCUCGUCGCCAACGCGCUCCUCGCCAUGUACGUCAAGUGCGGCCGCCUAGAGGACGCCCUGAACCUGUUCGACGGCAUGCAUGACCGCGACGCGUCCUCCUGGAACACGGUGCUCUCCGGCCUGGUAGAGCUGGGAAGGCACCAGGACGCGUUCGAGCUGUUCGCCGACAUGCGGAGGGGCGGUGUUGCGGCCGACCGGUUCACUCUGUCCGCGCUCCUGACAGCGGCCGCCGAGGGCCGCGGCCUGGCCCAGGGGCCAGCGGUGCACGCACUGUCUCUCAAGUCCGGCCUGGAGCUUGACCUGAGCGUCGGCAACGCGCUCAUUGGGUUCUACGCCGAGCAUGGCGAUUCUGUAGAGGACGUGGUUGGCGUGUUCCAGAGGAUGCCGGAGAAGGACGUAAUCUCGUGGACUGGGUUGCUCAACGGGUACAUGGAGUUCGGUUUGGUCGACAAGGCGAUGGGCGUGUUCGAUCGGAUGCCCGAGAAGAAUUUUGUUACGUACAAUGCGGUUCUGACCGGUUUUUGUCGGAACAAGGAAGGCGUCCGUGUCACGUUCGCUAAGAAGGCGGGGCUGCGUGGACUGGGGCUGUUUAGGCAGAUGCUGGAGAGUGGGUUGGAGAUGUCGGAUGUUACAGUGACCGGUGUCCUGAAUGCCUGUGCUAUUUCUGCGGAUAGGAAGAUGAGCGAGCAGGUUCACACGUUUGUCAUCAAGUGUGGCUGUGGUUCAAGUCCUUGGAUUGAUGCCGCGUUGAUAGACAUGUGCAUCAAGUGUGGCAGGUCUGGAGAUGCACGUCUGUUGUUUGAGAACUGGUGCCACCGGGAGAGCUUUCACGUUGCUUGGAACUCUUUGCUGCUUGCUAGCUUUAGAGACGGGGAGUAUGAAAAGGCAUUUUCUAUCUUCCUUCAAAUGUUUAGAAGCAGUGAUAUUCAGUUCAUUGACGAGUUCAUGUUGACUACUGUGCUUGGAGUUUGCGGUGCUUUAGGUUUUGCUGAACUUGGAAGGCAAAUGCAUUCGUUUGCUGCAAAAUCUGGCCUGUUGCGUGCUUGUGGAGUUGGUAAUUCAAUCAUCAGUAUGUAUGGCAAGUGCGGAGAAUUGGAAAAUGCAGCCAAUUUCUUUGAGCAAAUGCCUCAACGAGACCUUGUGUCUUGGAAUGCGCUCAUCACUGCUCAUCUUCUCCAUCGCGAGGGUGAUGAGGUAUUGAACAUAUGGUCUCAAAUGCAGAGAUUAGGCAUCAAACCAGAUUCCAUUACCUUUCUUCUCAUCAUAUCAGCUUGCAGUUACACCAGCUCAGAUUCUGCAGAUACAUGUAUGGAACUGUUUCGUUCUAUAUCAAGCAUGUACAACAUUGAACCUGCCAUGGAGCACUUUGCAGCAUCUGUAUAUGUCCUUGGCUGUUGGGGUCGUUUUGAUGAGGCAGAACAGUUUAUAGGCAGUAUGCCAUUCAAGCCUGGUGCAUUAGUUUGGCGAUCUUUGCUGGAAAGCUGUAGCAAGCGGUCCAACAUGACACUGCGGAGGCGAGCAAUGAAUCAUCUACUUGCACUGGAACCACACGACCCAUCCACAUAUGUUCUAGCAUCUAAUUUGUAUUCUGAAUCAGCAAAGUGGCAUUGUUCAGAGAGCACAAGGCUGGAGAUGCGUGAAAAGGGUAUCCAUAAGAUUCCAGCAAGGAGCUGGACCUUUCAUGACAACACUGUUCACUCAUUUUUCGCUCGAGAUAGAUCGCAUCCUCAGUCCAAGGACAUCUAUGCUGGUCUGGAUGUGCUAACCAUUGAGUGCAUGAAGGCUGGGUAUGAACCAGACACCACCUUUGUUCUACAUGAUGUUGAGGAAUACCAAAAGAGGCAUUUCCUAAUGUACCACAGUGCAAAGCUGGCUGCUACUUAUGGCCUUCUAAUGGCAGGCUCUAGGCAAGUCAUCCGUGUUGUGAAGAACAUCCGCAUGUGUGGUGACUGCCACUCGUUUCUGGAGCAUGCCUCUGCUGCUACUGGGAAGGAGAUUUCAGUCAGAGACUCGAGUGGGUUUCAUAUUUUCAGGGGAGGGAUUUGUUCUUGUAGAGAAUAGACUGGUAUCGGAUUCACCGGACCAAUUUUGACUUCUUUGAACUGUCUUUUGUAGCUCUGUAGAAACUAUAGAAGAUAUUCUUGUAUUGAGGUCCUGUACAUCGCUCGCUAUGAGUUUCUUCAGAAAUCAGUCACGCAGAACAACCUGAACUUUUGACAUCAUACAUGACAAGUAGGAGUAUUUUAUUUU
This is a messenger RNA of Lolium rigidum, 2790 nucleotides long. RefSeq names its product pentatricopeptide repeat-containing protein At5g03800-like. The transcript has a single exon. The coding region runs from base 1 to 2601 and encodes 866 amino acids. NCBI's taxonomy places the organism in Eukaryota, Viridiplantae, Streptophyta, Magnoliopsida, Poales, Poaceae. Gene Ontology annotation, molecular function: zinc ion binding; protein binding; RNA binding. Gene Ontology annotation, biological process: RNA modification. The record is from RefSeq and is a predicted model, not a curated record.